AUGCUCCUAUAUCUAGGAAUACCCAGAGACGAAAUACCAAAACUCCUCGCAGAGGACCGGAGGGUUGCAUACUCCCAUGGGUCCAUAUACAUCCGGUUCUUCACGCCUGAAGGACUCAGCGAUGUACCACCGGAGGAGGAACCAAAAACGGUCGCCGACUGCAAGCCCACAGACAUGGAGACAGACAAACACACCGACAGACCUCACACUGCAGUUUCAAACACACCGACAGACGUACAGACUGACAAACCCUCCCAUACAGACACACCACCAAAACCCACACAAACAGACGGAACAGACGAACGCCCAACAUCCCCACUCCCGACCGACAGACAAACCCCCAAACUGACAGACGAACCAGAUGGACCCACCCUGACGACAAACACACACAUGGAUGAAGUCCUCAGUCCUCAAAACACACACCCCGCCGGCACUCCCCAGGAUAUGGAAGAGUGU
Messenger RNA from Brenthis ino (lesser marbled fritillary), 456 nucleotides. Lineage: Eukaryota; Metazoa; Arthropoda; Insecta; Lepidoptera; Nymphalidae. The record is from the annotation of a GenBank genome assembly.